GGCUCUAUGAUGGAGGAUCUGGUGGGACUUCGUGAAGGGGCUUCAGGGAAUCCUGUGGCCUUGCAGGAGCUAUGGGGUCCCUGCCCCAGGGCCCAACGCCAAAUCAGAGGCUUCCUGGAGAGAGUGAGGAGACAUCUGUUCCGGGUGGGUGAAGACUGGUAUUUCUUGGUUGGCCUAGGAGUGCUUAUGGCUAUCAUCAGCUUCACCAUGAACUUUGCUGCCUCCAGGGUUGUCCGUGCACACAUGUGGCUGUAUCGAGAAAUCGGGGACAACCAUCUUCUCCGCUACCUGUCUUGGACUGUGUAUCCCAUAGCCUUGGUCUCCUUCUCCACUGGCUUUUCCCAGAGCAUCACCCCCUUCUCUGGAGGCUCUGGAAUCUCAGAACUGAAGGUCAUUUUAUCUGGUGUAGUUCUGGAGGAUUACUUGGACAUCAAGAACUUUGGGGCUAAAGUAGUGGGCCUCACGUGCGCUCUGGCCUCUGGCAGCACCAUAUUUCUUGGCAAAGUGGGCCCCUUCACACAUAUUUGCUGCAUGCUUGCUGCCUACAUGGGCAGGGUUCGAGUUUCAGCCCUUGGAGAGUAUGAGAACAAGAUCAAGCAGAAUGAGCUGUUGGUGGCUGGAGCAGCAGUGGGGGUGGCCACUGUCUUUGGGGCGCCCAUCAGUGGGGUCCUGUUCAGCAUUGAGGUCAUGUCCUCCCACUUUGCUGUCUGGGAUUACUGGAGAGGCUUUUUCUCCUCGGUCUGUGGAGCCUUCAUGUUUCGGCUCCUGGCUGUCUUCAACAGUGAGCAAGAGACCAUCACCUCCCUCUUUAAGACUCGAUUCCGAGUAGAUAUACCCUUUGACCUACCAGAAAUCUUCUUCUUUGUACUGCUUGGGUUUGUCUGUGGGAUUGUGAGCUGUGCCUACCUCUAUGGCCAUCGCCGUUUUGUAUUGUUCAUUCGAACAAACUGGAUCACCAAAAAACUGCUAUCAACAGACAAGCCUGUGUACUCAGCCCUGGUGGCCCUGCUUCUAGCCUCCAUCACCUAUCCACACAGCCUGGGAAGAUUCAUGGCCUCCAGGUUGUCUAUGAAUUUGUACCUGGAUUCCCUGUUUGACAACCAAUCCUGGGCUCUGCUCUCCCGGAAUUCCUCCCCUGAAUGGCCUCCAGAAGUGGACCCCAACAACCUAUGGUUUGAGUGGUACCAUCCCCAGUUUACCAUCUUUGGCACACUCACCUUCUUCCUGGCCAUGAAGUUUUGGAUGUUGCUCCUCGCCACCACAAUACCCAUGCCAGCUGGAUAUUUCCUGCCUGUAUUUGUCUAUGGGGCUGCCAUGGGACGGAUUUUUGGUGAGAUCCUAGCUGUCAUCUUCCCAGAGGGCAUCAAGACAGAUGAUGGGGUCAUCAAUACCAUCAUCCCUGGCGCAUAUGCCCUGGCAGGAGCUGCUGCCUUCUCAGGAGCAGUGACUCACACCAUCUCCACGGCCCUGCUGGCCUUUGAACUGACAGGCCAGUUUGUCCAUGUGCUUCCUGUACUGAUGGCUGUGCUGGCAGCCAAUGCUGUGUGUCAAAACUGCCAGCCCUCCUUCUAUGAUAAUGGCAUCAUCCUGAAGAAGCUUCCCUACCUGCCCUGGGUCCUAGGCCGCAAACUCAACUCCCACUGGGUGACUGCUGAGCUCUUCAUGAACCCAAACAUCACCACCCUGGCCAAAGAUUCCUCCAUGGAUGAGGUGAUCCAAACGGUGACCUCCACAGAAGCUGUUGAAUACCCCCUGGUGGAGAGUGCAGAAUCCCAGCUCUUGGUGGGCAUCAUACAUAGGGACCAGCUGCUGCCAUUCCUCCAGGCAGAGCCGACCAUCCAGGUACCCAGACACCAGUGUCGUCUUCAUGAGGUCCUGGCCGGGGGCUGCCCCAUGCAACCUGUAACCCUACAGGUGUCACCCCAGACUUCCCUACACCAGAUACACAACCUCUUUGAACUCUUGAAAAUGCAGAGGAUCUUGGUGACAUCGAUGGGCCGAGUGGUGGGCUUCAUCUCCCGGGUGGAGCUGAAGAGGGCCAUUGCUGACCUGGUGAACCCCCCAGCUCCUAAAUAA
Molecule: messenger RNA, 2076 nt
Organism: Trichosurus vulpecula (common brushtail)
Lineage: Eukaryota; Metazoa; Chordata; Mammalia; Diprotodontia; Phalangeridae
Product: chloride channel protein ClC-Ka-like
Exons: 19
Coding region: 7-2076 (689 amino acids)
Biological process (GO): transmembrane transport; chloride transport
Cellular component (GO): membrane
Molecular function (GO): voltage-gated chloride channel activity
Source: RefSeq, a predicted model, not a curated record